GAAAUUCUUCGCCACCCACUCCAAUACUCCAUGUCGACUAGUACCAUGUUGCUGCUUGUGCGUUCUUCUUUCCGCCUUCUCUUUUCUCCCCAAUCAUCGUGAUUGGGGUUCCUUGUAUUCAAAGAAUUUUUCGGUUUAAGCGCCAGAAAUUCCGGAUUAUUUUCGUCCAUAAUCACUUCCUUUCUGAAGUUGUUGGCUGUGGAAGGCCGCCGCCAUGUCAGAUCGGGGAACGAGCUCGAGCGCCUCCGGUGACACGGAUGCGGGUGCGGUGCCCGCCGCCGCCGCCCCGCUCUGGGCGCCGCACGGCCGCGCGCUCACGGGCUGCCUCGUCGUCGUCAACGUGGCGCUCGUCCUCCUCGUCUACCUCUACUUCUGGAGGGUGUUCUCCCGCAAGCGCUCCGCCGCCGACGCCGCCUCCGCGCGCAGCGACGACGACGACGACGACGGCGGCGGCGGCGCGUUGUCCUCCGCCUCGGCUCCUCCCGCGGCGGUGUCCGCGAGAACCCGGGACGACGUCCUGGCGUCGCUGCCCGUGUUCGUCGUGCGCUCAUUCUCCGCCGCCGGCGGCGGCGGCGGGGAGAAGGCGGAGGCUGAGUGCGCGGUGUGCAUCGCGGAGCUGAGGGACGGCGACGAGUGCCGCGCGCUGCCGCGGUGCGGGCACCGGUUCCACGCGGCGUGCGUCGACGCGUGGCUGAGGCUGCACACCACCUGCCCGCUCUGCCGUGCCAGCGUCGUCGUCGUCGGGGAGCGCAAUGGUGGCGUCGCGGACAUGCCGGCGGCCGUGGAUGAUGUGGACGCGCAUGUAUAGCCCCACUAGAGCGUCCGUGUGUGUGUGUCAGUGUGAGCUCUCGGCGUCAGGUUUGGUUGCUGUCGCCGCAUUGGUUGCUUUGACUUCGAUGCAAUUCGAUAAGAGGAGUAAUCUGCGAAGAAUGAGCGGCACACGGCAGCUAUCUGGUUUUCAGAAUCAUUCGUUCUAGUGCUCAUUAGUGUAAUUAUAUUGUUUCAAUUAAAUUAAGCAUAAAAACAAAACGGCUUAUUAUUGAUUAAAAA
Messenger RNA from Oryza brachyantha (malo sina), 1050 nucleotides. Its product is annotated as E3 ubiquitin-protein ligase EL5-like. The transcript has a single exon. The record is from RefSeq and is a predicted model, not a curated record. Lineage: Eukaryota; Viridiplantae; Streptophyta; Magnoliopsida; Poales; Poaceae. Gene Ontology annotation, biological process: protein ubiquitination. The coding region runs from base 215 to 808 and encodes 197 amino acids.